Ziziphus jujuba (common jujube) is the source of this 1300-nucleotide messenger RNA. RefSeq names its product phenylcoumaran benzylic ether reductase Pyrc5-like. The record is from RefSeq and is a predicted model, not a curated record. The transcript is spliced from 4 exons. The coding region runs from base 53 to 1078 and encodes 341 amino acids. NCBI's taxonomy places the organism in Eukaryota, Viridiplantae, Streptophyta, Magnoliopsida, Rosales, Rhamnaceae. Gene Ontology annotation, molecular function: oxidoreductase activity.
UGAUACCUCCACUACCAUAUAAACUGGAGAUGGGUAUGGUGAGUCCUCGCUUAUGGUAUUACCAACCCGUCAUCUAGUACUUUCCCUUUUCUUUCUCUGUAUCGCUCUCUCUCUCACUCUUCUCCCAUUUCGUCUCCCGAGCUCCAAUCCCAUGGCUUCCAAGAGCAAGAUCCUCUUCAUCGGAGGGACCGGGUACAUCGGAAAGUUCAUCGUGGCGGCAAGCGCGAAGGCCGGACAUGAAACCGUCGCUCUCGUGCGAGAGGCCACUCUCUCAAACCCAGCCAAGAGUCCGAUCAUCGACAACUUCAAGUCUUUGGGUGUCAAAUUUGCGAUCGGAGAUCUGUACGACAAAGAGAGCUUGGUGAAGGCGAUUAAGCAGGUCGACGUGGUGAUUUCGACGGUGGGUCACGGUCAGUUAGCCGAUCAGGGUUUGAUCAUCAAUGCUAUUAAAGAAGCCGGCAAUGUCAAGAGAUUUUUCCCUUCGGAAUUUGGGAACGAUGUGGAUCGUGUCCAUGCAGUUGAGCCAGCAAAAUCAGCUUUUGCUACUAAAGCUAAAAUUCGACGUGAUAUUGAAGCUGCGGGGAUUCCCUACACCUAUGUCUCAUCCAACUUCUUUGCGGGAUACUUCCUUCCCACUCUGGCUCAGGCUGGAGUUACAGCUCCCCCAAGAGACAAGGUCGUGAUCUUGGGUGAUGGAAAUCCAAAAGCUGUUUUUAACAAGGAAGAAGAUAUUGGUACCUAUACUAUUAGAGCAGUGGAUGACCCAAGAACCUUGAACAAAAUCCUCUACAUCAAGCCCCCUGCUAACAUUUACUCAUUUAAUGAUCUUGUGGCUUUGUGGGAGAAAAAGAUUGGCAAAACCCUUGAAAAGACCUAUGUUCUUGAAGACGAACUUCUCAAGAAAAUUGAAGAGGCCCCUGUUCCAGUCAAUGUGGUAUUAGCAAUUAGCCACUCUGUAUUUGUGAAAGGGGAUCACACCAACUUUGAGAUCGAGCCCUCAUUUGGAGUGGAAGCUUCCGAGCUUUAUCCAGAUGUUAAGUACACAACAGUGGAUGAGUACCUCAAUCAGUUUGUAUGAGAAUCACCUAACUUAUUCAGUUUUCAUGGAGAACUGAAGUGAAGUGAAGCCCCAAUGGUGUUGCUUGUCUCUUAAGUAGUUCUGCGCUGUCUUAAUUAAGAAUGUUAUUUUCUAAAGGUUACAAACAGGAUUGGGGCUAUACCUUGAUUGUGUCCAUCUUUGUGUACUCUUUGUGUCCUGAUCAAAUCAUAUGGAUAUAUCUAUUUGCCUUACUUUUCCUUA